CCGACAGAUCCCGGUAGGUUCCUCUCUGCUGUCGCGGGGACGCGCUCGAGAGCGGCUGGCAGCUUCGUGAACGCGCGCCGUCCUUUUGCAUGGAUGGGAUCAGCAAGAGGGACGCGAAUGAAAGGUCGGUGUAAGGUUUCCUUCCUCUGUCCUCGUCCCUACAAGCCUCACAGAUAGACACACCGCUCCUCCUGACACUCUGAGGACUCUGAGGUCUCCCUUCCCCUCGUCAUCCCUGGAGUUCUGCUGCUUUUUCCUCUUCUUCUUCUCUGUUUUUAUCCAACCUGAGAGCAACCAUGGGGGCCACAGGAUACGGCUACUAUCGCACAGCGAUCUUCCUGUGCAUGUUCAUCGGCUACUCGCUGUACUUCUUCAACAGGAAGACCUUCUCCUUCGUCAUGCCGUCUGUGAUGGAGGAGAUCCACCUGGACAAAGAUGACUUAGGUCUGAUCACCAGCAGCCAGACUAUGGCUUACGCCAUCAGUAAGUUUAUCAGCGGGGUUCUGUCGGAUCAGAUCAGCGCCCGCUGGCUCUUCUCCAUCGGCCUGUUCGUGGUGGGGGGCAUCAACGUGGCGUUCUCCUGGUCCUCCACGGUCCCCAUGUUCUCCCUGCUCUGGUUCAUCAACGGCCUGGGACAGGGUUGUGGCUGGCCGCCGUGUGGGAAAGUGCUGCGCAAGUGGUUUGAGCCGUCCCAGUUUGGAACAUGGUGGUCUGUGCUGUCCUGCAGCAUGAACCUGGCUGGGAGUCUGGGGCCCAUCCUGGUGACGGUGCUGCUGCAGUACUACGACUGGAGGACCAUCCUCACCAUGUCCGGCAUCUUCUGCGCUUCCUUCUCAUUCGUUUGUGUGGUGUUUGUGAAGAACGAGCCCAAGGAUGUGGGCCUGCCCAGCAUCGAGCCGGCAGCCAAGAAAGGAGCUAAGGGAGAGAGAGGAGGUGGCAGCAGUGGGAGCACCCUGAGUGAGUUCCUGCUCUCCCCCUUCCUGUGGGUGCUGUCUCUGGGCUACUUGGUGGUGUUCGGGGUGAAGACGGCUGCCACCGACUGGGGACAGCUGUUCCUCAUGCAGGAGAAAGGCCAGACUGUUCUCAUGGGCAGUACCUACAUGAGUGCCUUGGAGGUGGGAGGUUUCGUGGGCAGCCUCGCAUCAGGCUUCAUCUCUGACAGAGCCGUAGCUCGGCAAGGCUUGGGCACCCACGGGAACCCUCGCCAUGGCCUGCUCAUUGUCAUGAUGGCCGGUAUGUACGUGUCCAUGUACCUCUUCAGAGUCACCAUCACACCCGAAAUCCCAGAGGAGGCUCCUCUUUGGGUCCAAGUCAUUCAUCCUGUCUCUGUCCUUAUUGGUGUAUCAGAAAAGGAGAUCUGGAUCCUGUUCCUCGGUGCUAUGUUUGGAUUUUCUUCUUACGGACCAAUUGCCUUGUUUGGGGUGAUAGCCAGUGAAAGUGCUCCUUCAAAUUUCUGUGGAACCUCUCAUGCUGUUGUAGCUCUGAUGGCAAACGUGGGGGCUUUUAUGGCGGGUCUUCCCUUCAGCACUAUUGCCAAACAGCACAGCUGGGACAUGGCGUUCUGGGUAGCUGAGGUGGUAAUGGGCAUCACCACCGUUGCAUUCUUCCUGGUACGCAACAUGCGCACCAAAAUGGGACGGAUCGCAGAGAAAAUGGACUAAUGCAUCUUCUCGACAUGAGCCAACUGAUCUCCUGGCUCCUUAUACAGAAUACUGCACACUAGUGCAACGCCAAUAUGACCAAACAUUACCACUGUCACAAAUCUUUUUUUGACUAAUCAGAUUAAUAUAGAUGCUCAGGGUGAGUCAUGAUUCAUGAACACGUUUGAUUCACAAUCGGGAACUUUUCUCACGCACACUUAAGAUUUUUCCUUAUAUUCAACCACACAAACAUGAAUAAUUGUUUAUUGCACGCUUACAUUUGAAUGCUUCCAUUUAAAGGGAUAGUGUGGAUUUAUUGAAGUGGCGUUCUACGAGAUGCUUAUCCAUAGUCGGUGUAUUAUCUCCAGUAGCUGGAGGUCAGUUUGGAGAAACAGGUCGUAGGACAAGUACAGAAGCAAAGCAAUGUAUUGCUGUGAAUGGGGGCAGCAGCAAAAUGUAUUUUAGCCACCUAAAAAAAUCGAUAUCAGUUUAAGCGUAUGCUAUAUUCUGAAUCAUUUUACCACUUUACAUUGCCCUCAGAAAGCCCUGCACACAUUUACACAGGGGGAAGUGAAACUGUUAUCUAUAAACUUGUUAAAGCCACUAGACUCUAUUGACUCUAUUACUAAAAAUAGUAAUUUCUACAUAGCAGUAAACAUGAGUUUCUGGUUUAGGACAGCCUUGGUUGUUUUUGUGUGUCCUUUAAAACACCAAAAUCAAACAGUAACACAAAUAAACUAACAGAUUGUGGAAGCGGUUGACUAGCAACUCCAGUGUUCUGCAAGUUAAAAUGAAUGGAGUCUGGUGGACUUGACAAGAGAAUAAAUAACUGUGUCCGUUUCCUCUCUGUGAUCUUAAACGAGGCUGGCUAACAGCAAGGUAAAGCAGUGAAAAUAUUCUAAAUAAAUAUACUCUUGUCUGCUUCUGCAAACUGGGGACGUUAUGACCCCCCUCCACUGUAUGUAUGUAAUACACUGACUCUGGAUUAUUAUACAACCCCACUUCAAUAAGUCCAAACUAUUCCUUUAACCCUAAGGUCUUUUUAUGUAGAUACAUUUAUGACAGCUAUAUACAGGUACAUCUCAACAAAUCAGAAUAUUGUG
Molecule: messenger RNA, 2743 nt
Organism: Centropristis striata (black sea bass)
Lineage: Eukaryota; Metazoa; Chordata; Actinopteri; Perciformes; Serranidae
Gene: slc37a4b
Product: solute carrier family 37 member 4b
Exons: 11
Coding region: 297-1661 (454 amino acids)
Biological process (GO): glucose-6-phosphate transport; phosphate ion transmembrane transport
Cellular component (GO): endoplasmic reticulum membrane
Molecular function (GO): glucose 6-phosphate:phosphate antiporter activity
Source: RefSeq, a predicted model, not a curated record